Molecule: messenger RNA, 683 nt
Organism: Cornus florida
Lineage: Eukaryota; Viridiplantae; Streptophyta; Magnoliopsida; Cornales; Cornaceae
Exons: 3
Coding region: 130-390 (86 amino acids)
Source: RefSeq, a predicted model, not a curated record
CCACGUGGAUCGAGUCACCGAAACUACUGCGUGGUUCCUGAACGUUCCGGAACUUCCCAUCUCUCUGAAAACGCUUCACUAAACUGUGUUCUCUCCUUCAUUUGCAGCAAACCAACGAUCGAAGCUCAUAUGCGCGGAACAGCUGCACUAUUGCCUGCAAAGAACAUAUUCAAACAAAUCCAUCCAACAAAAAGAACAUGGGGAAUUGUUGCCACUUCAACCCCGAAGAAGCAAGAAAAUAAUGAUGUUGGGGAAGGACAUGUUACAGUUGACAAGGCUGAUCCUAUUGUUGCCUUCAGCAAGCCACCGCCACUUCCACCUGUUCUUGGACCAAUUGUUGUUCUCUCGUUGUUUGAAACAUGGUCGAGUCGGGAUAGCAGUGAUGACUGACAGGUGAUGUGAAGCCUGUCCUUCUGUUAUUAGCAAUGACUCGUGACUUGCAAGAAAACUAUGUUAAUGUCUUUUACUGGAAGAAAAUGUUUGAAAUGUGCAUCAGUAUCUUGAAUGUAUAGUUAAGUAUGUGAGCCACAAAAUUCCAGAUGUUGAUGUAGUAUCCCAGAAGUGCCACUAUAGAUGGCUCCAAAACUAUCUUGUAAAUCUUUAGAAACCAUUGUAGCAUAACAUUGGGACUCUUUAGGAACCCUGCAAUAGCCAAAUAUUGAAAUAGUAUUAUCAUUUUACCA